UUUUCUCCAUCGGUCCAUUCUCAUUCCGUUCGUACGUACAUACCAACCCCUCUCUCUGAACUUUGUCGUUCUCACUCUCGCGCGAUUAUCGGUGGCUCGAGUCGCGACGCGCGACUGUACGCGAGACGAGUCUAUCAGAGAAGCGUCGGGAAGCAUGGUGGAUCAACAGCAGCCGGACCAGCAACAGGAAGCCGUGCCAAGCGUGGUGGAGUUGAACGUGGGCGGUGUGUUUUAUACCACCGCUCUGACCACCCUUACCCGGGAGAGCGAUUCUCAUCUGGCCGCAUUGUUUUCGGGGAAAACGCCGGUAGAGAAAGAUGCGAAGGGGAAAUAUUUUCUGGACCGGGACGGGGUACUGUUCCGUUACGUGCUUGAUUUUCUGCGCAAUCAAGCAUUGGUCCUGCCGGAGGGGUUCCGGGAGAAGGAGAGAUUGAGGCAGGAGGCGAAUUUUUACGGUCUGCCCGGAUUGGAACGUGCCAUUCUGGAGAACGGCAAGUCUUCCGGUUCCCUGACCUCUUCCGGGAAGAGAGCAUCCGGACACAUAACCGUGGGUUAUCGCGGAAGCUUUGCAUUCGGCCGCGAGGGUCUGGCGGAUGUAAAAUUUCGGAAGCUGUCGAGGAUCCUUGUAUGCGGUCGUGUGACCCUUUGUAGGGACGUGUUUGGGGAAACUUUGAACGAAAGCCGUGAUCCGGACCACGGUACUACGGAUCGUUACACCUCGAGAUUCUUCCUGAAGCACAGCUCCAUCGAGCAAGCUUUCGACAUGCUUCAAGAGCAAGGUUUUAAGUUGGCCGGUAGCUGUGGUUCCGGCACAGCUGGCGGCAAUUCGGAACAACUCAAGCCUGGAGUGGAUUUUGAGGAGAAUCGUUGGAAUCAUUACAACGAGUUCGUCUUUGUCCGCGAGUAAAUACCACGCUUCGUUCUUCCUUGGUCUGAAUUAGAUGAACAAAUGGGAAUAGUUGUUGGGAAUAGUCGGAUGUCCUUUCGACACGAUCCAAUUCCGACAUCGAAA
Molecule: messenger RNA, 1012 nt
Organism: Apis florea (little honeybee)
Lineage: Eukaryota; Metazoa; Arthropoda; Insecta; Hymenoptera; Apidae
Gene: Ktl
Product: BTB/POZ domain-containing protein Ktl
Biological process (GO): protein homooligomerization
Molecular function (GO): protein binding
Source: RefSeq, a predicted model, not a curated record